Molecule: messenger RNA, 2250 nt
Organism: Labeo rohita (rohu)
Lineage: Eukaryota; Metazoa; Chordata; Actinopteri; Cypriniformes; Cyprinidae
Product: E3 ubiquitin-protein ligase TRIM39-like
Exons: 8
Coding region: 230-1900 (556 amino acids)
Biological process (GO): protein ubiquitination
Molecular function (GO): protein binding; zinc ion binding; ubiquitin-protein transferase activity
Source: RefSeq, a predicted model, not a curated record
UAUUACAAGGUCAAAGUCUGAUGUAAUCCAGUAAAUAUAGGAGGAACUGUGACACGACUUAAGACUUUAAAAAAACAGCAACAACCAGCUCGUUAUUGAUCACAUUAUAGUAAAUACAGCUAAAAUUCAUUCACAGAUAUCAGGAGCAGGUGAAGUUUCCUUUUACAUUUCAUGCUGUGAGUCAUUUUGCUGGAAAGGCUCAAAAAAAAAAGAAAAAAAAAGAAGAGCAAUGUCAGAAUCUUUACCAACAUCAUCAAAAUUAAUACAGACGAGGAGACAGAGUAUGGAUAACACACUUGUAGAUAAGUUAUCCUCUAGUGGUCCUCUGGCUGAGAAGCUUAAGUGUCCAGUGUGUCUGGAUGUGUUCAUUGAUCCAGUCAGCACUCCAUGUGGACACACUUUCUGUAAAAGCUGCUUGAACCAGUGUUGGGACACCAGUCGGGAGUGCAAAUGUCCAAUUUGUAAUGAAACUUUCAGUAAAAGACCAGACCUCAAGAUCAACACAGCACUUAGACAAGUUGCACAACUCUUUGAGGAAAAGUUCAAUCUCAGGAAAUUGGAAGUUCUCUGUGAUAUUUGCCAUGAUGUUAAGCUGAAAGCCCUUAAGUCCUGUCUGGUGUGUCAGACCUCUUACUGUGAAACUCACCUGGAGCCUCAUCAGAGAGUCCCGAGCCUCAGGAAACACAAACUGAUGGACCCUGUGAAGGAUAUAAAGGACUAUAUAUGUCAGAAACACGAGAGACCUCUGGAGCUGUUCUGCAGAGAUGAUCAGACGUAUGUGUGUGUGUUUUGCACUGAUGGAGACCACAAGACUCACAACACUGCUGCUCUAGAGGAGGAGAGUAAAGAGAAAAAGACUCAGCUGAUGAAAACACAGAAAGAUGUGCAGCAGAUGAUUGAGGACAAAACCAAGAAGAUUCAAGACAUUGAACACUCUGCAGAACUCAGAAAAAAAAGCACAGAGCAAGAGAAAGCUGCCAGUGUUGAGCUCUGCACCGCUCUGAUGCGCUCUAUUGAGAGAUGUCAAACUGAGCUGCUGGAGAUGAUGGAGGAGAAGCAGAAAGCAGCAGAGAAACAGGAGGAAAAGCUCAUUCAAGAGCUGCAGCAGGAACUUACUGAGCUCAAGAUGAGAAACAGUGAGCUGGAUCAUCUCUUACAUAUUGAGGAUCACCUCCACCUCCUACAGAUUUACCCAUUCCUGUACAGUCUUCCACACACCAGGAACUGGUCUGAGAUCAGUAUGAACACUGAUGUGAGUGUGGAGACUCUGAAGAGAGCUCUGACUCAACUGCAGGAAACUCUAGAUGAAAAACUCAGUGAAACUGUGUUGAGGAGGAUGCAGCAGCAUGCAGUGGAUGUGACUCUGGAUCCUGAUACAGCUCAUCCAUAUCUCAUCCUGUCUGAUGAUGGGAAACAAGUGAGGCAUGGAGACACUGAGCAUGAACUUCCAAACAACCCAGAAAGGUUUGAUAACUGUGUCUGCGUCCUGGGAAAGGAGGGAUUCUCCUCAGGGAAAUUUUAUUUUGAGGUGCUUGUCAAGGAAAAAACUGCGUGGGAUUUAGGAGUGGCCAUAGAAUCUAUUAACAGGAAGGGAUUGAUUUCGGCUCGACCUCAGUACGGAUUCUGGACUGUGGCUCUGUGGAAUGAGAAUGAUUUUAGAGCCCAUGCCGAUCCCUCUGUCUCUCUGUCUCUGAGAGUGAAACCACAGAAGGUGGGGGUGUUUGUGGAUUAUGAGGAGGGUCUGGUCUCCUUCUAUGAUGUGGAGACUAGAUCUCACAUCUACUCUUUCACUGGUCAGUCUUUCACUGAGAAACUCUAUCCUUUAUUCAGCCCUUGUCGUAAUAAUGAAGGUAAAAAUUCAGCACCACUGAUCAUCUCACCUGUUAAUUACAAUGCCUGAAUUUGCACUUUAGAUACACAGUGACAGUAGAACUAUCAUUCUAAAAUUGUGUAAAUAUGUAUUUGUUGUGUGUAAUUUUUUACCAUUGCCCUGUGCACAGGGGACCAGGACCACUACUGAUUUCACCCAAGCCUGUUUUAAAGCAUCAACUCAAAUCUAAAUUCCAAGAUAUCUUAUUAAUUAAAAUUCUAAGCAGCUAUAAGGAUAUCCCGCUGGCCUGGGGCCAGUGUGAGCAAAUUAUAGACCAGUUAACAGAACACAGAUUGAGCUUACACAUCUUGUUGUCGCUGCUGUUGAUUUUCUGCUUAUCUUUUAGAAAUCGCUUUCUGGGCGAAAAAAAUCUUGAGAAC